Loxodonta africana (African savanna elephant) is the source of this 5426-nucleotide messenger RNA. RefSeq names its product olfactory receptor 8K5-like. Bases 855 to 1796 code for a protein of 313 amino acids. Gene Ontology annotation, molecular function: G protein-coupled receptor activity; odorant binding; olfactory receptor activity. The transcript has a single exon. The record is from RefSeq and is a predicted model, not a curated record. Gene Ontology annotation, biological process: sensory perception of smell; G protein-coupled receptor signaling pathway. NCBI's taxonomy places the organism in Eukaryota, Metazoa, Chordata, Mammalia, Proboscidea, Elephantidae. Gene Ontology annotation, cellular component: membrane.
UAAAACCUAUAAAUAUGAACUUUCUUAAAUUCAAGACACAUUUCAGCAUACUAGGUGGUAGGCAUGUUCUUAGAAGCUAUUCUAACACCAGAAUGAUAGCAUUAUUAAGUGAUAUAUGUCAUUGUUUUGAACCAUCAAAAUAUACCUUUUGAGCCUCAAAUAUCAUUAACUCGAAUCCUAUUUAUUUGGACCCCAGAAAUGCCUACUGGUACCCCAAGGCAAACUGAUAUUUGGUGAAGUGUAAUCGAAAGGAUGUUGGAAUGGUAAGAGAAUGUGCCUUUAACUGAUCAUGGUUAAAAUAUUCUUCUUUCAGGACACUUACCAGGAUACAUCACUACGUGAAUGCAUUGCUAAGGCCUUGCUGAAGGUCUUGGAAGGGGCCAGAACUAAUAAGGGGCCAUAAAACUUGUUUCACUAACUUCAUGUUAUCUUUUUCACUCUCUUUAAGAAUAUCAAUAUCUUGUAAAUAUUCUCAGACCAAAAAAAAAGGAAGGGCUCUAAAGUAAAAUGCUGAUGACAUUGUGCAGAUAAAAUAAAGUAUAAUAUUUCUAUAUUAAUAAAAAUGUGUGUUUGUUACUAACAAAAUAACAAAUACUGUUGAUCUACUUUAGAAUUUAAUUUAUGUUGUAUCAGUAAAUACUUUGUUUUAUAUGGACCCCUCCUAUUUUGGGAUGAAGGAGAUUGUAAAGAUUACUAAAGUAAGAUGUAAAAAUUAAUUUUCUCACCACACAUACGAAGGAAGAAAGCAUCGGUAGUUCAGUGGUAGAAUUCUUGCCCUCUGUUUGUUUAGACGAUGCGAUAUGAAAGAUAAUACAAGCAUGUCUGUUUUUUCUCAGAAGAGAUAACUGGACUAAAUGGACCAAAAGAACCUAACGAUGAUGACUGAAUUCAUUCUAAUCGGAGUCACAAGGCGCCCUGAACUGCAGCUUCCCCUUUUUGGGGUCUUCCUCCUCAUCUACAUGAUCACAGUGAUGGGAAACCUAGGCCUGAUCAUCCUGACCAAGGUGGACUCCCGCCUACACACUCCUAUGUAUUUUUUCAUCAGACACCUGGCCGUCAUUGAUCUUGGUAAUUCUACUGUCAUUUGUCCCAAGAUGCUAGUAACUUUUGUUGUGAAUAAAAAUACCAUUUCUUAUUAUGAAUGUGCCACACAGCUGGCUUUCUUCAUUUUGUUCAUUAUCAGUGAACUUUUCAUCUUGUCGGCCAUGGCCUAUGACCGCUAUGUGGCCAUCUGUAACCCUCUGCUCUACAAUGUUAUCAUGUCCCCAAGACGUUGCCAUGUGCUUGUGGGUAUUCCAUACAUUUAUAGUAUCUUUCAGUCUCUGAUGUUCACCAUUAAGAUUUUCACAUUGACCUUCUGUGGCUCUAAUGUCAUCAGUCAUUUCUAUUGUGAUGAUGUCCCCUUGAUACCUAUGCUCUGCUCAAAUACACAAGAGGUACAGCUGUUGAUCAUAAUGUUUUCAGCAUUUAAUUUGAUAUCCUCCCUCCUGGUUGUCCUGCUGUCCUACCUGCUGAUUCUGAUAGCCAUAUUUCGAAUGCAUUCUGCUGAGGGCAGGAGAAAAGCUUUCUCCACAUGUGGUUCUCAUCUGACAGUGGUGGUUGUGUUCUAUGGGUCUCUACUAUUCAUGUAUGUGCAGCCCAAAUCUGCUCAUUCUUUUGAUACUGACAAAAUGGCCUCAGUGUUUUACACUUUAGUCAUUCCCAUGCUUAACCCCUUGAUCUACAGCUUAAGGAAUAAAGAAGUAAAAAGUGCCUUCUACAGGGUCAUUAAGAAUCCAUGCAAUCUUUGUAUUUAAUAUUCAAUAUGCAAUACUGUUUUGAGGCAAAUGUACUGGAAAUUAUCUCUAAAACAUUUUCUUUGGCUGCAAAGCUAAGACUGAUUAUAAAGCAAAGACAAAUGCUCUGUGCCCAUUAUAUUCAUUCAAAUUAAUUCUCAUAAUGUAUAUUUCAAGUUAAAUGUCAUUUCUUGCCCAAAAUGGCAAGCUUCUAUUCAUUCUUUCCUUAUGUGAUUUUAUAGAAACUCAUAUUUCCCUAACGAAAAGAUUUGUCAGGCACCUCAUCAGUAAACCGUGUGUUUGUUUCAAUGUUGUUUUUGUUUUCAUUAAGAACGGAAUGUUCUCAACCUUGCUUUCAUGUCUUUUCUUAGACUAAAUUAAUACUAAAAUAAGUAAUCAAAACUGGAGACAAAGUGUUACUGGUGUUCCUGUCGACCCCAUCAGUAAUUAGCCUUGUGUGUCUCCUACUGUGAUAAUCAUUUCUUAUCUAUGUGCUGCUCCAACAUAUGUGAAGUGUGCUAGAUAAUUUUGAUCAGUUAUAUAAUUUGACAUCCUUCCUUCUGAGAAAACUAGUCCUGCAUGCUGGUUCUCACUACCCUAUUCUUCAUGCACAGACAGUAGUUAGAAAAGAAAAAAAAAAAUGAAAAGUGAAUAGAGAUGGGGAGAGAAAAGGAGGAAGGAGAAAAAAUAUUAAGGAUGCCUGAUGUGAAGGACUAUUUAUUAAAGGUAAUAACUGAUGGAGAUUAUGAUGAUUAAAAAAGAAUUCUAAAACCAAGAGAACAUAUUGGCAUGCUUUCUAAGUCUUAUUUUCAAUGUAUUGGAGAAUAUUAUAUGUAUAAAGAAGGAAGAUCAAUGUAUAAAAAGGGCAUAUUACUCUAGAGUGAACAAUUGUAUUGCUCAACAUCCACGUAUUUUAUUAAAGGCAAAAUGUGGAUAUUGUUACACUUCAUUUGUAGAGGAUGUAUAAGGGAUGGUAAGCUGAAUUCUACUGAAUGCAUCGAUAUUAUACUGAAGCAGUAAAUACUUUCACCAUUAAUUUCUUUUUGUUCACUAAAAGACUGUGGGAACAAAUAUUUAUGAUAUUUCCAAUUUUUAUUCCUUUCAAACUAACAAAAAAUCUUCCUAUCUUCCAUGUUGCCUUCAUCUUCAUUAGGUUAAUUACAAAACCCUUGUCAAGGGUCAUAAUUUACUCAAAACAAAAAUGAAAUAGUGUUUACUCUCUGUUUUUCCUUGGCAUAGACAGAGUUCUAAGAAAAAAUUCUGAAUAGCUCAAUAAGAUGGCUGGUAAAACAAGAAAGUAAAGACAUUUACCAUAGUGCUGAUGGUCCUUACCCCAUCUUGAUUUUGUUCUAGUCUCCACAAGGAUGUGUGCCACUAACCCAGAGAAGUACAAACUUUAGUAUAUUAUGCCUAAAGUGCAUAUUUUCUUCAUUUUUUUGGAAACCUAAUAGUAUCUGACAGAGCUAGAAUAUAUGUGCAAUACCCAAUACUGAACUAAAGCAGAAACCUUGUCAAAAAUGCAGAAUGAUUACAUAUUUUGGAAAGAAUCAAAACUGUUCAAGAAGUGACAACAAUUUAUGUCAGAAAAGCUACUAUGGUAAAACAGGUAAACAGAAUAAUAUUUAUGUAAUCAUAAAAUUACAGAUUUCUAGGUGUUUUAAUUUGGAGUGUUAUUGAGUAUAAUGCGGUUUACAUAUUUUAUAUGAUUUAAUAUGUACCUAUACAUAUUUAUGUAUGAUUUAAGACCACACUGAAUCAACAUAAAGGUAUAUUAGAAGCUCCAAAAAAUUGAUCUCAGAUAGAAGAAACACACACACCAUUGCUUUGUCAAUUCCAAAUCAUGGUGACCAUGCGUGUGUCAGAAUAGAACUGUCCUGCAUAAGGGUUCAAUGGCUGAUUCUUCAUAAGUAGAUCCAAAGGUUUUUCUUUAAGUCAUUCCUGGGUGGAUUCCAAACUCCAACCUUUUGGUUAGCAGCCUGAGGUUGUGUGUGUGUAUCCAUAUAUAUAUAUAUGUAAGUAUGUAUGUAUGUACAGAGGAAACCCUGGUGGCAUAAUGGUUAAGUGCUACUGCUGCUAAACAAAAGGUCGGCAGUUCAAAUCCAUCAGGCACUCCCUGGAAACUCUAUGGGGUAGUUCUACUCUGUCCUAUAGAGUCGCUAGGAGUGGGAAUUGACUCGACGGCACUGGGUUUGGUUUUGUUGUUUUUUUUUAUGUAUAUACAGAGACGAUGAACAAAAAUGCAGUAGCUAAUAUAAACACCACAUUGGCUUGAUUUUUUUUAACACAAACGUUCAUUCAAUAUAAACUUAUAUAUUUAUUAAGCCAAACUGUAAAAAUCUACUUCAUCAUGAAAUGUAUUUUUUCUGUAUUUUGCAGAAAAAGUACAAAUCUUAAAAAACUCAAGAAAUGGAUAAAUUGAAGAAUUUGAUGAACAGAGCAUUAAUAGACAACACAUUGAAGAGCUGAAAUAUGUGUUUAUAAUAAUUAUUUAUUACGGUGAAAUUCACAACACAAUCAUUUAAAAGUGUUCAAUUCAGUGGCUUUUAUUACAUUCACAAUAAUGUGUAACCAUCAGGUUUAUCUAGCACAAGAUAAUUUUUAUCACUCCAUAGAUGUCCUCCUAUAGAUUAGGAUACCUCUCCUGAAGUUCUCUACCUCCACACAGCCCCUGACAACCAUGAAUCUGAUUUUUGUCUCUAUGGCUUUUCCUAUUCUGCUAUUGCAUAUGAGUAGAAAUGUUCAAUAUGUGAUCUUCUGAUUUUUUGCUUUUCUUACUUAGCAUUAGAUUUUCCAGUUUCAUCCACAUCAUAGCAUGUAUUGCUACUUCAUUUUUUAUGAGAGAAUGAAUGAAUAUACUGUAUUUUCUUUAUUCAUUUAUCUGCUGAUGGACAUUGAGUUGUUUCUACUUUUUUUUGCUAUUGUGAAUUUGCUUCUAUGAACAUUCAUGUAAAAUUUUUUGUUUGAACAUGUUUUCAAUUCUUUUCGGUAUAUACUAGAAGAGGAUUUGCUGCACCCAAAGGCAAUUUUACAUACUGCAACAUUGGUUGUAGUAUAUAUUACUUAUGGUAAGAUACAUAAGAAAAAAAAAAACAGAUGGUCUUAAGUGUGGGUCCUUGUUACUCGAAUAAUUCAUAAGUUGGGGAUUACGGGUAUCUCCCAUUUUUGAAAGUUUGCUUUACACCACUUCACUUUUAUGAAAGGCCUGCAUUAGUACUUUUUUUCACUGCUGGAAGUCCUAGCUAGAACAAUAAGCCAAGAAAAAGAAAUAAAGGGCAUCAAAAUUGGUAAGGAAGAAGUAAAACUAUCCCUAUUGGCAGAUGUUAUAAUACAGUACAUAGAGAGCAGCCCUGGUGGCGCAGUGGUUAAACAUUUGGCUGAUAACCAAAAUGUUGGCAGUUCAAACCUACCAGCUGCUCCUUGGAAGUCCUAUGGGCCAGUUCUACUCUAUUCUAGAGGAUUGCUAUAGGUUGGAAUCAACUCGAUGGCAAUGUGGUUGGUUUUUGGUUUUUUAUACAUAAAGAACCCAGAAGGCUCCACAUUAAAACUACCGGAACUAAUAGGAAGAUUCAGCAGAGUAGCAGGAUACAAGACAUACAAAAAUCAUUUGGAUUCCUAUACACCAAUACAGCGAACUAUGAAAAUGAAAUCAGA